AUUUCAUCUGCAGUUCGAGAACAGCUGGCAGAACGAUCAUGGCGUAGGAGAGAAGUAUUGGUUGUAUCUAUUGUGUUUGGAAAGCGAAAGUGUUUUGAUUGGAUUGAUGCUAUUAAGUUUUCUUUCCUAUUGAAACUUUUCUUCGAUUUCCAUAAUCAUUUUAAUAUGAGCAAGUACAUGUAUUCGACAGCGAACCUCACCGACAAAGAAUUGAAAGAUCAAGGCAAUAGACUGUUUAGUUUAAGAAAGUAUGAAGAUGCAGUAUCUUGUUACACGAAAGCCAUAAUAAAAAAUCCAAGUAUGCCAACAUAUUUCACAAACAGAGCACUAUGUCAUCUAAAAAUGAAGCGAUGGGAAGCAUCGUGCCAGGAUUGUCGUCGAGCUUUAGACAUGGAUGCAAAUUUAGUGAAAGGUCAUUUUUUCCUUGGUCAGGCUCUUCUUGAAAUGGAUAAUUACGAUGAAGCCAUUAAGCAUUUACAACGAGCUAAUGAUUUGGCAAAAGAACAAAAGUUGAACUUUGGAGAUGAUAUUGCCAGUCAACUUCGGGCAGCUCGAAAAAAAAGGUGGAAUGUUCAAGAAGAAAAAAGAAUUGCUCAGGAAAUAGAGUUGCAGUCUUAUCUGAAUAGAUUAAUACGUGAAGAUACAGAAAGACAAAUAGUCAAGCUCCGUGAAGAAAGCGGUGGGGAUGAACUUACUCAAGAAAAAAUAAUGGAAUUAGAACAACAGUGUGAUAACAAUACUAGUGAAUUGAAUUCAAUUUUUGCGAAGGUGGACGAUCGGAGAAGGAAACGUGAUGUUCCUGACUAUCUGUGUGGAAAAAUAAGCUUUGAAAUUCUUCGUGAGCCAGUUAUUACUCCAAGUGGGAUAACCUAUGAACGUAAAGAUAUUGAAGAACAUUUGCAGCGAGUCGGACACUUCGAUCCUGUUACUCGGGUGAAGCUUACACAAGAUCAGUUGAUACCAAAUUUUGCCAUGAAGGAGGUUGUCGAUGCGUUUCUUCAAGACAAUGAAUGGGCUUUGGACUACUGACAACUUGGGGGGGCAUUUCAUGUUCUGCAGUUGUUAACAAGGCAUUGGCGCAGUAAAGUAAGUUACAAAACGAAGUGGUUUUGGAUUGUUUAUAGGUUUUUUGUUGAACAGCUAACCUUUGUGAGCUGUAAUGAUCUUAUUCCAUUUUUUUGUGCUAGCACACACUGGAGACAGUUUUCAUUUGUGGAUAGUGUACAUUACCUCUGAGAACGUGUUUUGUAAUAUUUUUUAUGCUGAUACAAAGCACAAUGGCAUUAAGAUAUCAAUAAUGCAUUAAACACAUUUCCUGCCAUUUCAGGUAUUUUUUGUUAUAUUGAGAUGACUGUCAGUAUUUGAUGGACUUCUGAUAAAUAAGAAUUUCUUUAAUGUUACACUCCAUAGCCAUAUCUCAGAUUUGUAGUGGUUUAUGUAUGUCUCGGCAUGCUGUCAUUCCCAUUCUGAAUCUAUACACUUAUUAAAAUUUGUUGCUUGUUAAAUGAUCUGAAAAACCUUCAAGUACUCUUCUUUAUGUGCUGUACACCUUUUCUUUUUAUUGUAUAUUUUUAAUGUAAAUACAUAAUUGUCAUUAUUUUUUUAAAUGACAAAUACUUUUGUGAAACUGUGGAUUCCAUUAUUAGCAAGGUAUGAAAAUGCACCUAUCAUCUUCGCUUGUUUAUAUGAUUGUGACUAAUUGUAUUACUUGUUGAUUUAUGGUCUCCAAUUGUUGAGUGUCAUUGUCAGAGAACUUAUAUUCUGCAAAGGUGCAUAUUUUAUUUAGCUCCAGAGGAGAAACAACUGCCAUUGCAGAUGUAUUUUAUUUUAACUAUAGUUCUGAGAAUGGCAAAACUGUUUUUCUCUGGCAUGUUUGUACUGUAUAUUUUGUAGUAGGGUAGAGGUUAAAGUACCCAUUUUAUAUUGCAGAAUUGGAACCAAAAGUAUGAAUUUGUUUUGUAUUGCUUAAGUAAGAUUAUUGUAGCAAAAUUAUCUACUUAUAUGCAUUUUCAUUGUUGUUAUUGGUGCUUUUAUGCAUGCAUAUCCCUAACAAGAAGACCUGUGUAGAUACUUCAAUUAAUUAAUUUGUACCUGAAUUUUGCAGUAAAAGCAUAAGAAGUUACAUGUGUGCGUUUUGAAAUAACAUUUAUUACCCCCAAAUUUUAAUACCUUGGAAGAUAAUUGUGUUUUAUCCGUUUUUAAUAUCAAAUUACUUCAAGAAUUUCUAGUUUUUAACAAAAAUUUGGUGUAAGAGUAAAUAUUUGUUUUUUUGACCCUGUCAUGGACAUAAUGUUUGUAAUUUCAUUAUUUCAUUUAUAAUUCAUCAUAAAGGCACCCAGAAUACAUAUACAUGGUAUUUUCUGUUAUCUUUCUCGCAUUGUUUUUGGAUCAAAGCAUUAAUUAAUUCCAGAAUGUUAGUAAUUUGUUUUGAUAAUCGUAUUGUUUAUUUAAAACAGCUUUUAUUGAUUUCUUUUACUCUUACAGAAACUUCAGUUUGUACAUUAAAAUCUUUUGUAAAAUAAGUCAUGCGACUACUGUUAAGAAACAUGAAGAGAUAGGAAACUGGUUUACUAUACAAUAUUGUAAUUUUCAAAUUGUGGGAAAAGUUGAACAAAAUUUUUGAUUGAUUCACUUUUAGUAAGUUUGCUGUUCUCCUUUUAAUAAUUGUAAUGGAAUUAAUAAUUUUUUAGUUUUAUUUGGGCACACUUGUGUAAUGUUCAGGAAAGAUGAUAAGUGGAGUUUUGUAUGUAAACUCCCAGUAAAAGUGCUUCAUCUACUGAAUAUUGCAAAAGAAAUCAUAGUAUAUAUAUUCACAUUAUUCAUUUCUACUUCCUAAUGUCAAUCUUAAAUUUGUGAUUAAAAAAAAAAUGUUAUUUAGACAUGACAUGUUAAUUUAUAAGACAUAACAUAUCAAAUCAAAUACGAAAAGUAAAAUUACCUUAGGAAAUUUCAUGACUCCACAGGUUUUGAUGUCACCUAAGAAAACACUUGUAGUAUCACAGAGCAUUCUUAGUUCAAUAUGCUUUCUUUAGAAUUCUGGCAUUAAACGUAAUAAGGCAAUCCUAAAGAGACUGAAUAAAGCUCAAAGAAUGUUCUAGUUUCUCUUCUGGCCUGUUUAAGGUAGAAGGAAAGAUUAGGCAAGAUUGCGCCCCUCCCUCCCCCCUUUGUAAGCCCGUAAACGUUGCCUUACAUUAAACAAAAGCUGAAAAUUUGAGAACUUCUUUUGUAAUGGUGUGUGAGUUUUCCUUUCUUGUUUUUAAAUUGUGCUUUUAAUUUAUUAUAAUUCUUGUGAAAAAGCAAAUUCAAAAAGAAAAAUUAGUAUUGUAUAUAAUGAAGUGAGUUAGCUAUUGUUUUAAGUUAACAGUUUGUAGAAAUGCAUUUAAACAAAUUUUAAUUUCCAUUUUUUUUCAUAAUUUAAUAAAAGUUAUGUAAUAUUUACUGUUUUUGUAAGAUUCUUUUGUGGGUUUGAAAUUUCCAAUUCAAAAAUUAGUUUUUCAAAAUUUUCAGCUCAUUGGUACCGAUUGACCUGUUGAUGCCUUACAUCGAUAUAUUGUUUUCAUGAUAUGUGGGUAGUGUGAAAGCAAAAUUCAACUAGAUGACAGUUUUGAAAGUCUCAGUUGAGAGCUUCAUACUGUGUUCAAAGAACGAUAAAUUUUAAUAGGUGCCAGUAAUGGGAGGAUAUUGAAUGGGGUACACAGGAUAUUUUGAUUUGUAUAGAAAUGAAAGUUAAUAUAUUGUGAAGAAAAGUGAGGAUUUACAUCAGUUUUAAGGUGGUUAGUGCCGUAUAUUUUCUUUUGUCUCUAUCUUUAUACCAGUAGCAAAGAAUCUUUGAUUCAUUUAUUUAAAUGUUAGACUGAGUCUGAAGAGAAAGAUGCAAUUAUUGUGAACAUUUUUUAAAAUAAUUUUAUUAUUGUAUAUAAGAUUGCUUGAGCUUUUAUGUAUUCUGUUGAGCCUGUGAAAAAAGUUUCUCUAGAAUAUUUGAAUCACUAGGCAUUGUUUAAGUGUAGAUUUAUUUUUAUUUUUACGACUCUUUUAUCAUAACACAAAUUGAUUGCAGAUAAUGAUGGUUUUUGUUUCUUGAUGCAAUGAUUUGCUCACUGAACGAUAUUAGUAAGACUGAAUGUAAAGCAAGAUACUGAUUAUUGAAACAUCAUCAUGUACUUGUGUAGGUAUGAGAAUUAUGAAACUAUUUUUUAUUUUUCUUGAUUUUAUGAAAUUCUGUAAGGGUCUGCUUUUAUCAUGAGAUUGUAAGAUAAUAAAGGGAAGAGUUCAUCCUCUUUAGUUAAGUGAUGUUUUGGUUGCUAUAUUAUGUUUUUUCAAAUUUCUUCAUCCUUACUGCUCAUAAAAAAUAUUUUAUAAUAAACAUUGCAAGUGUUCAUUAGUUAUUUGAUUGAAUAUAAAUAGUAUUUUACAAGUCAAAACACUGUGUGUUGUAAUUGAACAUUCAUAUGCUUCAUUUUUUAUGCAAGAAUAAUGAACCUUUUGAUUAAAAUUUGGGUAUGGGAAAUGAGAAUAAUGUGUUUAACAAUUGUAUGGAAGCAAUAAUUGCUCAAUUCUUGUAAGCAGUAUUCUUAAGUGUUACAUUGUAAGUAGAAACUCAAAGCUUAAAACAUGUUAGUAUUUCCAUUUUAAAACUACUGUUUUGUUAAUUACUGAACUUAUAAGAAUGUAUUCAGAAAUCAGGUGCAAAAAAAAUUACAAAGAAAUUGGUGGUCUUUGAGAUGUAAUUUUUGGGAAAUUCAAUUAUUUAUUAAAUAGUAUGAUUUUUCUGUCUUUAGUUAGAAUUUAGGAAACUUUAUUUCUCCAGUGGGUGAACUUGUGCUGUGACACUUAUCAAAGUGAUAAUUUUGUUUCAGAAAUUGAAGCAAAACAUCUUCACAAUCAAUCAUAAUUAAUCAAUGGAUAAUUAAAUAGUUUUUCAGUUUGUUCUUUUCUCUCUGGGGGAAGGCAUGGAAAUGUAGUUGAUAUUUAUACAGUGGUUGUGACAUUCACAAUCUGUUAGAAAAGUUUCUCAAUGUUCUGUGAUAAUACCCAUUCAUUUCUGAAAUCCACAAAUCUUGUUGAUCUGAAUAAAUUAUUUACUGG
Messenger RNA from Gryllus bimaculatus (two-spotted cricket), 5085 nucleotides. Lineage: Eukaryota; Metazoa; Arthropoda; Insecta; Orthoptera; Gryllidae. The record is from the annotation of a GenBank genome assembly.